Pocillopora verrucosa is the source of this 1035-nucleotide messenger RNA. RefSeq names its product 5-hydroxytryptamine receptor 7-like. Gene Ontology annotation, molecular function: neurotransmitter receptor activity; G protein-coupled serotonin receptor activity. The record is from RefSeq and is a predicted model, not a curated record. NCBI's taxonomy places the organism in Eukaryota, Metazoa, Cnidaria, Anthozoa, Scleractinia, Pocilloporidae. Gene Ontology annotation, biological process: chemical synaptic transmission; G protein-coupled receptor signaling pathway, coupled to cyclic nucleotide second messenger. Gene Ontology annotation, cellular component: dendrite; plasma membrane.
AUGGUGUCAUAUUCAACAGAAACAAUUUUAACGUCAAUAUUCAUGAUAACCGUGUCCUUUGUGGCUGUCAUUGGGAACUCUUUGGUAAUCCUUGCAAUCUUGUGGAAUAAAAGACUUCGUACGAUAUGCAAUUUUCUGUUUCUGAACCUUGCUGUGGCCGACAUGCUUCAGGGAGCCAUUGCUAUGCCUCUCCGCCUGGCAGAUCAGCUAAAUCAAACAGAAAAACGCCCUCUCAUUCCUUGCUUGGUUGUCAUACCACUUACCGUCUUUCUCUUUGGUGCGUCCAAUUUCAAUCUCACGUUGAUAAGCCUCGAUCGAUAUUUGGCGUUAAAGAAGCCCUUUCUCUAUACAAACUUCGCCGAUCCACGCAAGGCGACAAUUAUAGUCGCGCUUUCUUGGCUGCUAAUUUUUAUUAUCGCAUUUCUUCCUAUUUUCGGAUGGGGACAGACAGACACAGCCGAUAUAACUGAUAUUUGUUUGUACUCCACCACACUAAGCCGGGAUUACUUGUUCAUGCUAUUUUCCAUCGUCAAUUUAUCUGUCAUCAUCACCCUAGCUUUUACCAACUAUUUCAUCCUUAAAACUGCUCGUAAUCAAAUCCGCCGUAUAAAUAUAACCCAAAGUCACGUAACCGGCAUAAAUGGUGCCCCUUCGGUUCAAAAAGAUGACUUAUCGGUUUCGGUCGUCUUAGGCCGACCGACUUCCGACUGUGAGACGAUGAAUAGCGAUCAAUCACGAGCGAAAGUUCCGAAGGCCGGCGGGAGUAGAGAGCGAAGGGCAACAAAGAUUAUGCUGAUAGUUGUUGGUAUUUUUGUGUUCUUGACAACGCCAAUCACAGUAAUUGACAUCAUUAGCUUAUUGGGUUGUCCCACUUGCACACCGCUAACACUCAUCAAAAUAACAGUUUUCAUGGCUUAUUCCAAUGCCUGUGUAAACGUGUUUGUAUACGCUGGUUUCAACACGGAUAUGAGAAAUACCUGGAUUUGUAUAUAUCGACAAGUUAAAGGAGCGAUAUCGAGUCGUUUCCGUCGCUAG